Molecule: messenger RNA, 2770 nt
Organism: Linum trigynum
Lineage: Eukaryota; Viridiplantae; Streptophyta; Magnoliopsida; Malpighiales; Linaceae
Source: the annotation of a GenBank genome assembly
UGUCAUUGCGUCCAUUCAACAAACGUGAAGAAUCCAAUAUCAUUGGCGGAUCCAGGGGGUGGGUGGCCCCUGGCCCAGCCCUCUUCUGGAUCCGGAGUUAGAAUAAUCAUUAUAAAUUUGUCGGUUUUAGUCAUUCAGCCCAGUGUUAUUUUAUAAUAUGAUUGUGUAUAAUUAGAAAAAUGAUUCAGAUGAACAUAUUCAAUUCACUACUCUAAAUUAUCCUAGAAAUUCUAGCCCCAAAGGUUUUUCGUCUAAAAAAAACAAUGAAACUAAAAAUCCUAAAGUCUAAAGCAUAAAAGACUAAAAGAAAUAUGAGGUUUGUUCCCUUAAAAUUUUACUAGAGCAGCAUGGUGGAUAUAGGGAUGGACACACAGUGCAAAUUGAUUAGUCAAUUGAUUUGUCUAGUGUUGAUGCUUCUCGUUUCAACAACUACCACGCAGAGAACCUAUUCAACAAUGAAACAUGUGAAAAAUGAUUUGCGCAACAAAAUGAGCGAUGAAUUUCUCACUGAUUGCUCAAGUAUUUUAUUUGAAACAUAGUUGGUAUGAAUGUAGAUUUCAUUAUUGAUGCAUUCGCUAAAUUAAAAGACCGUCGUGUACAAUUGACAUUGUAAAAAAAAACUAUAAUCAUAAUAUUUUUUUUACGAUACCGAAUUUUCUAAUGAAGUGCGACCCAGUGCUCUGCUGUGUUCUGGAUCCACCACUGUCCAAUACGUUAUUGUUCCUCUACCCCUAUAAAGUCAUUUUCACAUAUAAUUGUGAACACCAAUACACCAUAGCAAAACACUAUGGUGAGUAUGUUGCGAUCCUUUCUCCAUAAAGAUCAAUGAUGGUCAUCAUUUCGUUAAAUUCGUUUGAGCACCAAAUAAGGGGUCGUUUGCUUCAAGGAUUUUAUAACGAGGGUUUUGUCAUGGAUUUGCUAGUUAAAAACCUUGGGAUUUAUUAGGGAUUUUAAGCAUUAUGGAUUUGAGGAAAUCCUUUGUUUGUUGAGCUAUUUUUAUCAUGGAUUUGAUGGUUUUUCAGCUUGUCUCCAAAUCCCAGGGUAUGAGGUGGGAUUUAUAAAACCGUGGGGCCCAAGGAUUUGGAGCAAAAAUAAAACCCAAAUCCGUGGGGCCCACAGAUUUAUCUAAACAUUUUUUGACAAAGCAAACAACGGAUUGUGUGUAAAUCCAUGAUGAUUAAUUUUUUUUGUACCAAAUCCAUGAUGCAAAUCCUUGAAGCAAACGACCCUAAAAGACACUUUCUCCUACAAAAAAUGGUAUAACUCACAAGAACAUAGCAGAGGCUGGACUAAGCCGGUGAAGUCGCUUCGCUUCGCUGGCCUGCUCUGUUCCCCCUAACCCCUUCUCGUUGGCCGUAAGCUUUUGUUCGCCUGCCGCGACUCCAUUAUUCGUCAGCCUAAAUUCCUAAUCCCAAUCCAAUCAAAUAAAACUAACAACUCCAGUUCACCAAUUCCCAACCGGAAACUGGAAAAUCCAUGCCACCGCGAUCGAAUUAGUUUCAGCGCGCAGAAUCACGAAGGAAAGAGUAAUUUGUUUCUACAGAGGUUAAGGGGGGUGUUGAGAGUUGGAUGGCGAUUCUCUACGCGGUGGUUGCUCGAGGGACGGUGGUGCUGGCGGAGUUCAGCGCCGUCACGGGGAACACGGGCGCGGUGGCGCGGCGAAUCCUGGAGAAGCUGCCAGCCGACGGCGACACCAGGAUAUGCUUCUCGCAGGACCGUUUCAUAUUCCACAUACUCAGAUCCGACGGCCUCAGCUUCCUCUGUAUGGCUAACGACGCCUUUGGGAGGAGAAUCCCAUUUUCGUACUUGGAAGACAUUCACAUGAGAUUCAUGAAGAACUAUGGCAGAGUAGCCCCGUAUGCUCCUGCAUAUGCAAUGAAUGAUGAGUUCUCAAGGGUGUUGCAUCAGCAAAUGGAAUUCUUCUCUAGUAACCCAAGUGCUGAUACUUUGAGUCGUGUCAGAGGUGAAGUGAGUGAGCUCCGGACAGUGAUGGUCGAUAACAUUGAGAAGAUACUGGAGAGAGGUGACCGGAUCGAGCUUCUUGUCGAUAAAACCGCAACCAUGCAAGAUGGAUCGUUCCACUUCAGGAAACAGUCUAAACGCCUUCGCAGAGCUCUUUGGAUGAAGAAUGCCAAACUUUUGGCGCUGUUGACGGUCUUGAUAGUCGUGUUACUGUACUUCCUAAUUGCUGCUUUCUGCGGAGGCAUCACUUUACCCUCGUGCAGAUCUUGAGCAGAGGUAUGCCGUGUCCUUAGAUUUCUUGCCAUGAUCAUCUUCAGGGCUCUCUUUUCUUUUAAUCUCAAACGAAAAGCGAUCUCGUGAAAACGAAUGGACAAUAAACACGAAGACUUUGAAGUCGGAACAAUGCUGGCUUCUUCGGUUGUGAUAGGCGGUAUAUGAUUGUGUUCACACCAUUUUACUCCCUUUCUUGUAAAUUCCUGGUCUCCUGGAGUCCUGGUGUUGCAGUAGCUGCUGAAUGGUUCUGAUUCUGGUUUGGGGUUUGCUUCAUUUCAUACAUGGGUGUUUCCUGCUAUCUUUGUAAAUACCCAAUAAAGUUGUUCUCGGUGGUGGAGAUUCAGAUGCCUAUGGGACUCUCUGCGUCUUCUUCCUUUAGUUUCUUAAACAUGUAUAUAUCUAUCCAGUCAUUUCAGUUGUGUUGGACGCCCAGAAAGGGAUUGUUUUAUUGUACUUGGUUUGUUGGAGCACUGGACUUAUAGGAUGGGAAAUUUGUUUUUCUUUAAUAUGGUUUUAUUAAACGUCAAAUAGGUUA